This is a messenger RNA of Anolis sagrei ordinatus, 1683 nucleotides long. RefSeq names its product DNA fragmentation factor subunit alpha (gene DFFA). Gene Ontology annotation, cellular component: chromatin. Gene Ontology annotation, biological process: negative regulation of execution phase of apoptosis; apoptotic process. The record is from RefSeq and is a predicted model, not a curated record. NCBI's taxonomy places the organism in Eukaryota, Metazoa, Chordata, Lepidosauria, Squamata, Anolidae.
CGCCUGCAAGAGGCUGUUUACCCUCCUGGCUCGGCUCUUUCCUGGCUCAGAGCAGGAGGCGAGCAGGAGGGAAGCAUGGCUCGGAGAGGCUCGGCUCUUUCCGCCUUGAAGCAGUGCCUGAUCCGGCGCAAUGGCCGGCAGGAGCAGCACGGAGUGGCCGCGUCUGGCCUCCAGGAGCUCCGCAGCAAAGCUUGCGAGCUCUUUGCGAUUGACACUGCAUCCCAGCCCGUCACAUUAGUUUUGGCGGAGGAUGGCACCAUUGUGGACGACGAGGAUUACUUCUUGUGCCUGCCGCCGAACACCAAGUUUGUGGCACUGGCGAAGGACGAGAAGUGGGCUUGCAGCAGCAUAGACGGAGGCACCGCCUGGCUCGAGGGAGAGGUCACUGAUAUAGACGGAGUGGAAAGUGGUGAGGAAAAGUGGAAACGCCUGGCCAGACAACUGAAAGACGACCUUUCCACCAUCAUCUUGAUGUCUGAGGAAGAUCUCCAGGCGCUCAUCGACGUGCCCUGCCCAGACCUGGCCCGAGAGCUUUCCGACACGCAAGCCAAAGUCCAAGCGCUCCAGGAGACACUUCAGCAGGUGUUGGACCGGCGGGAAGAGGAGCGGCAAUCCCGCCAGCUCCUGGAACUCUACCUGCAGGCGGUGAAAAGCGAGGACCACAUUGUACCCAAGAAAGAUGAAGCAGCAGACACAGCCAUGGAGGAAGCAGACACAGUGGAUGCCGGGGCCAGCAGCACAAAUAUUGCGGUGACGGUUCCGCUCAGCAGCCACAUCCUAACAGCACUGCGAGAGAAGGCAGCACCUGAACUUGGCUUAGACAGCCAAGACCUAGAGCUGGUUUACAAAGAAGACCCAGACGUUUUAGCUCAAGCCCUGAGCUGGGAGAAGGCAAAAGUCCUCGCCUUACAAGAGGCCUGUGAGCAAGAGCUUUCGAGGCGCCUGCAGCAAGUCCAGGCCUUGCAUUCCUUGAGGAGCCUCUCCAAGGGAAAGAAGAAGCUGCCGUGGGGGGAAUGGCUGAGCUCCAAGCGGAAGAAAUGAGGGCCCGGACACCCAAAACAAUAGGCUGGUGCUUGGAGGAGGCGUGUUUUUCCUCCACAUUCAAGGAGUAAGGACUGAAUAUAAGAGCUGGACUUCAUUCCACCAAGUCUGAAGCAUCUCGCAAUAGCCAAACGUUGUUUUUCCACAUUGCCAGCUUUCAGUCAGGACUAAGGAAAAGGGAUACUUUGGCACUGAAAUUGGAAUAACGAAGUACAAAGAAACGAGACAGUAUCUUUGGUACUCAUGGGUCAAUCCGCUGCAUUUAUUGCUGCUGUUUCAAAGUCAAUUGCUUUGGGGUUUGUUUACUUUUGGGUCUAAACUCCUCUUGCCUUAUCUCAUGGUUUUCUGUAAUGUUUAUUACCAUGCAUUUAGGUCUAACUAUCAUCAAUGUCCUGCGUUUCAAUGCCACGUCUGCAAAGUAGGCCCAAGAGAUAACUCUGCUUUUUUUUUUUGCCUUCGGAAAGAACUCUCAUUUUAUUUUCAAGGGCCACACUUCUCUCAGGGAUAGUCUGCCAGCAACUUGCAAUCCAGAAACAAGCAAAGUACAUUUCCUCUCUCCGUGUCAUCUCCUUUUCUCCCUUUCUUCACUCAGUUUCUAAUAAAAUUGAUUAUGUGUUUGAUUAAAUCUGAAUUUUCUGAGCA